Paramuricea clavata is the source of this 2622-nucleotide messenger RNA. Lineage: Eukaryota; Metazoa; Cnidaria; Anthozoa; Malacalcyonacea; Plexauridae. The record is from the annotation of a GenBank genome assembly.
AUGUCAGUUUUGCUUAGUAACCAGAAUGUUCAACGCUACCUAUCCCAAAAGAUUGUAUUUACCUUAACUUGCUAAAAAGCUGCCAAUUUUUCUUAUGUCCACAUGAUGGAGUUAUACAUAUAAUGUAAUAUCAUCACAAGACAAACUUGAGUUAUUUCAUAAGAAUUUUAAUUCAUUACAAAUUUGUUUUUGAAUUCUGGAAAUUCUGAAUUAGGUGAUUUAGGUCUACCCAGGUAUUGCGAUCACUCUAAUCAUUUAUGAUUAUCUUCCUUGUAUAUAAUAUUAUAAUAUACAUUGAUAAAUAUGACAGUUACAGUCAUGGUAAUGGCAUGUGGUAUUUCCAUACUUUCAGAUAUGUUGGAGUUAGUGGAAAGAAAGUACUUCCGUAAUGGGUGUCCAGUUGAGUCCAUGAUUGCAUUAUCAGCCAAAGAAUUUCGUCUGGCUGGGGAAAUUAUGAUCAUGUCAAUUUUACAAGGUGGCCCAGCUCCCAAUUUCUUGCUACCCUAGACAUAUUCUUAUAUUAGCAAGGAAUCUUUGUGUCCUGAUGUUAAUACUGACAUAUUGACCAAAACCAUAGCAAACAAGGUCAGUGGACAAUAUUACAAAUUACGAAUUUAUUAAUUCGUCCCCAACAUAGUCUGCGACGGCAGACUGAUCUCAGCCCGCCCGCCCCCCCCCCUGGAGCGGCUGUGAAAUAGUAGGGGGGGGGGGGGUCAGCUGAGAUCAGUCUGCUAUCACAGACUAUCCACAAUGGGAAUUUUCAGAGAUAAUUAACAAAUAAAAUUAAUUCUAAGUUCUAAAGCAAGAAAAAUUUAACUGACCCAUUUUACAUCAAUGACUAAUUAGUGAGAAACUAAAUUAAUGCAAAAGUUGUUUCUUAAGACAACGUUUAAAUCCUGAAAUAGAAGUACAGGGCGGUAUGCAGGUUUUACAUGCGUAUACAGGACCUACCUCAAUUUAGGGGCUGAGGUCUGUUGUAUCUCCAAAUAACCAAUCUAAUUUGUGUGCACAUCUUUGGGUGUGCAUGUGGAAUUAGCCAAUAUAAAUGGUGCAUCUCGGUAUUGAAUUAAUUAAGUGGCAAAACUCAUAAAGUUAAGUUAUAAGGAGAGCUCAGUACUUACAGCCUGUGCAGAAUACUUUUGAAUUUGCGGUUGUGGUUGCAACUGCAACUGCAACAAAGUUAAGUCUCACAUAUGUUUGUGGCAUAUAGUACGAGGUAUUUGAGGCAUUUUUAAAAUUAUGUAUAACUACCCUGCUUACAUUACAAUGUUGAGUGUUGCCGACUGGCUGUGUGUGAUAAUGAAGCUAAGGUCAAUUUUGUCAAUAUUGCACGGAAUAAGCAUGAUCUGAAAUCCUAUUGUUCAUGCUGAAAUCCCCUUGUUCAUGAUUCUGAAAUCACCUUGUUCAUGCUCAUAUUCAACUAAUGAUGCAAUUUUUGUAUCUUGCAGCUUGCUAGUGCAAAAUUAACAGAUGGAGAAGUUCAAGCACUUCUUAUCGAAGACGAUGGUUUAGAUGUUUUAAUGCGAAUUGGAUACAGAGGAGUUCCGCAAAGGGAAACAGUGUCAUCCUCAAAGGAUAUCAUUAGGUACUGCAAUUGACACUAUAUGUGCUUGAGAACAGUUUUGUUUAGUACUGUAUUACAUUGUAUAUUUACUGUAGUGGGUACAAUAGAUACUGGGUGCUUGAAUUCUGCAUCAGAAGUUAAGACUGGGCCACUUCAAACGAAGGCUAGACUAAGCCUAGGCCUCUUAGUACGCCUAUUUCGCGUUUCUGCAUAUUAAUGAAGUGACGUCGCAAAAAUCAAAGGCGUGCACAGAGGACUAGGGACUAGUCUGGGCUCGACUGUACUGUAAUUGAAAUCUCAAGUAUCUUGAAAGGAAUCCUGAGAGAGUCCUUGGUCUGUUUUACAAAUCUUCAGUCGUUACAGAAUAAUUAAUAGUAAAAUACCAAUAAAUUUCAUAACUUGUCACCUGUAACUACUAUCAGUCUUUCAUUUUUCCUCUGCUCGUUCAGUUCAUGCAAAGUAACCUACUAUAUUAUACUGUUGACGUUUUUUUAGAGUACUGGAAUCAAAUUUAAUCUGACCAGUAUUUAAAAAUUGCAUGUAUUAUGCACCUCCAGACUUUUGGAUACUAUUUUCGUCAGGGAAAAUUAAAAAAAAAUUCAAAACUAUAAAAUAGUUCCAUUUAUGGUUCAUUGUUGCAAAUUCCCACUUGUCAAACUGCUGUGUUUAUGACCUCAUAAAAAUUUGAGGAUUUUUUCUUCUCGGUAUGUUUAUCCCUAAUGUUAUGUAUAUUAUUGUUUCUGUUUAAUUGUCUUUCACUAAACAGAGAUUUUAAUUUCAGGUCUACUUGUAUAAAUGACCAAUUUUCUACCGUAUUGUCACAGCUGAUGCAGCUGGAAGAAGGCCUUUCAUCAUGUGGUCUGCUCGAAUCCGUCCACAUAUUUCCUGAAGUUUGGAAACCGAUCUUUACUCCCAGCAAUCAGUUCCAACUAACUGGUGACCAACUAUUGGACGAAGCAACAGGAGAUUAUAGCUCAUCUCAGAUUCUUAAAGCUUUAGAAAUUAACACAUAUAAAGUGUUUUUUGAUGUUAUCCAGGAUUUAUAUGAAGAAGGUUAG